Paramormyrops kingsleyae is the source of this 1107-nucleotide messenger RNA. RefSeq names its product FUN14 domain containing 1 (gene fundc1). The record is from RefSeq and is a predicted model, not a curated record. Lineage: Eukaryota; Metazoa; Chordata; Actinopteri; Osteoglossiformes; Mormyridae. Gene Ontology annotation, cellular component: mitochondrial outer membrane. Gene Ontology annotation, biological process: autophagy of mitochondrion.
UGAGAGACUGACUGACCAGGUUCCCACUGUUUACUGCAAAAUGGCGGAGCGCAGGGAAGAUCCGGAGAGCGAUGACGAGUCCUUCGAGGUGAUGGACCUGACGGACUACGCCAGGCGGCACCAGUGGUGGAGCCGCGUCUUCGGCAACAACUCGGGCCCGAUCGCGGAGAAGUACUCGGUGGCCACGCAGAUUAUGAUGGGUGGUGUGACUGGCUGGUGUGCAGGUUAUCUCUUUCAAAGGGUUGGGAAAAUAGCAGCGACAGCUGUUGGUGGAGGAUUUCUGUUAUUACAGAUCGCAAACCACAGUGGCUACGUACAAGUCGACUGGAAGAAAGUCGAGAAGGAUGUAAAUAAAGCCAAGAAACGGCUGAAGAAGAGGGCCGACAAAGCAGCCCCCGAGAUUAACACGUUUAUCGAAGAGUCCACAGAGUUUGUGAAGAGGAACAUUGUGCUGUCUAGUGGAUUUGUGGGAGGAUUUCUGCUUGGGCUGGCAUCCUAAGGUCUCACGCUGGAGUUUACCUAUGAGCGGGAAGCUGAUGCAACUCUGAAGUAUUUUCUCCCACCUUGCGCCGGCGGGCAGGAGACAGUGCGCUGCAUCCACACAGGCGGGCAUUCAGCACGGCCCCACAGCUAUGCCAUGAUGAUACGCUAACCCCCCCCCACCCCCCCAAACUGUGCGUCUAUAGCUGGCUACCAGUGGAAAGUCUUAAAAAACAAAGCAACGCAAGACAACUGGACUAAUGUACUGUAUGGUGGACGGGCCUCUCGUCCAUCGCACUCCUAUUCUGAUUAUCAGCUCUAUAGGUUGACUUGUCAGCAACAGCCUAUGUUUGUGGCAACUUGAUUACACAAUCCUGUCUAUUGUGCUGCAUAGAAAACACAGCAUUUCCAUUAUGUGAAUUAUAAACACUGUAGGUACGUAAAAUAAUAUAGCUAUUGUGAAUAGGUUUUUCACUUACAAAUGAUUUAUGUAUUGCCGUUUCAGCGGUACAAUGUUAAUUGUAAAGGUUCAGUGCAAUGUAUCUGUUUUUGUGCCAAAAUAACCAAACAGUUUCUUUUACUUAUAUAAGUUCGAAUGUGGACAUCUAAAAUAAAAAGUAAACCUGG